UUAAUGCGUAAUAUUAAAUUUAGAUUAAUAUCUAAUAUUAUUCCAAGAAUAAUAAAAUUUAAUCAAACCAACGUACAUUAUGGAAUACUUUACUCCUCCAUAAUUCAAAGACGUUUUGGUAAUACAAAUUCUAAUAAAGUAGAAUAUUUUGAUACAAGUUCAUUUGUAGAAAAAUUGGAAAAUGAAGGAUUAACAAGACAACAAAGUGAGGCUAUAAUGAAUUCAUUAUCAGAAGUGAUAAAUAAUAGCUUACGCAAUGCAACAAGUGAUUUUGUUAUUCAAUCGGAUAUAGACAAGUCCAUAUAUACUGCCAAAGUAGAUAUUUCAAAGUUGAAAUCCGAAUUACAAAUGGUAGAAAGAAGUGAUUUCAAUACGUUAAAAAUUGAAAAUGAAAGGUUAUUAACAGAAAUUGAUAAAUUGAAACAAAAAUUAAACGAAGAGGUUAAAAAAACUCAAGGGGGAGUAAAAUUAGAUAUAAAUUUAGAAAAAGGUAGAAUUAGAGAAGAAACAAGUGGACUAGAAUUAGAAUUAACUAAGACUGGUACCAGAAUUGAAAGCGAAAUAGCUGGAUUAAGAACUCAAAUGGAAACAAUUAAAUCUCAAAUUUUACAAUAUAUGAUUGGUACUUUAACUGGUGUUGGUGCUUUAAUUUUAGCUUACUUGCGUAUGUUUCGGUAAAUUUACCGAGAAUAUUUAAGAGUAUUAAGAUUAUUCUAUACUAGAUGUAUUAGAUAUAUUUUAUUUAAAAUUAA
Messenger RNA from Rhizophagus irregularis DAOM 181602=DAOM 197198, 752 nucleotides. RefSeq lists its product as uncharacterized. Gene Ontology annotation, cellular component: mitochondrion. Gene Ontology annotation, biological process: mitochondrial respiratory chain complex IV assembly. The record is from RefSeq and is a predicted model, not a curated record. NCBI's taxonomy places the organism in Eukaryota, Fungi, Glomeromycota, Glomeromycetes, Glomerales, Glomeraceae.